AUGAGUUAUCACCGCAGAACAUUCCGUUUUAUCAAACUUGAAAAAUCGGGCGAUUUUGCAUCGCGGAAGAACGUUAUGGAAGACAAAGUGCUGGACAAUAAAAUAAAAGUUUUGGAGAAAGAGGAGAAAUGUAUCCGUCAAAAACUGUUUGAGAUUCGUAGAGAAAAGUACUCGCGAAAUUUCUACAAAAACCCAGAGAGAGCCAGCUCUUCAAAGUUUGUAGACAUAAAUGUUAGCGAGAACAACGAAACUAAUCAAGAGAAAAACAAGUGUAACUUACUGACCGCCUCUGGUGUGGAGCGAACCAAAAGCUCUUUUAGAAGACAAUCUUGUUCAGUGGAGGAGCACAAUCCUGGACAAGUGGUUCGUGUUUGUGUGUCGUCAAAAUUCGAAGACAAAGUGACAGGAGACGAAAGUCCUUUUUCGGGCGGCGCCUUUUCUUCAAUCGAUAAAUCGAAAAAAAGAAAUCGAAGGCAUUCCGUAGCUGUCGUGACUGACAUCGAUCGACGAAAGGUGCUAGAUUUGUUUAAAUCAGAGCAAACAGGGGACCAGUCAAUUUCAUCAGGUGUCUCCUUUGCGGAACAAGCCAGCAAAGACGAUCUAUACUUUGGUUGUAAGUAUCAAGAAAAUUGUUCUGACUCAAUGUUUCUUUUUGAUAUCUCGCUGGACAGGGAUAGAGAUGGCUGUUCUACCCUAGUAAGCGACUUGAUGUCGCAACGAAACCUAUCACAAGUAAAUUUUAGUGGAGAAGUUACCUGUUGUGACAAACAGGAACAGAAAAGUCACUUUGCGAAACAAGUCGUAUCAGCGAAAAAUCCUUCGAUUUUGAAGUCAGAUGCAGACAGAAAAGACAUUCCACAGAGCGUUAAAGUGAUCACCCCUAGAAGAAGAACUAUGUCACAGCCCACCAGACCUCAGAGCAGCCGAACUUACAGCGACAGUUGUGUCGGAGAAAAACCUACUUACCGAAAAUGUUCUACCCCAGGACCAAUUAUGUCAAAAAAGCAUUCAAGAGUAGCAUUCGUGGAACCAGAUGUCGCUACAAUAGCUUUGCCUAAAUUAGCCAAACUCACCCCAAAUAUGACACGAAAUCGUGCUAUGGGGCUUAAACGACGACCACGGAGUCUUCCAGAAAUGCCGUCGCAAUCUCAUCAAGGAUCCGUGCUUACAGAAAAGGAAGAAAAAAUGGCUGAGCAAGUUCUCAUCAGGCAAAUUGAAAUCCAAGCAUCAGCUGAAAAAAUGAAGAGGCUUUCUUUACAACAUUUUGGUGAGUCGAAGCCAAGCCCGAAAUUUCGAAAGCAGUCUGUGACAGUGAGUUCUUCGAGCUCACCACAUUUUCGUCGAGGUACAGAAACCUUGAUUGCAAACGACUUCUACAACAACAAUGAGGCUCAAAGACCGGGAAUCAUACGGAGACAAACAGAUAAUCCAGAAACCUUAAGAAAAUUUGUUAAAAAUCAGUGUAAGAAGGAAAAGGGGCAACAUACAAUGGAACAGAUUUUAUUAGGACUGUCCGGUGACAUGCCAGAUUGUAGAUAUCUGAGAUGUGAUCAAGUACAGUAA
This is a messenger RNA of Porites lobata, 1563 nucleotides long. The record is from the annotation of a GenBank genome assembly. NCBI's taxonomy places the organism in Eukaryota, Metazoa, Cnidaria, Anthozoa, Scleractinia, Poritidae.